AUGUCCCUUGCGGUCAGAUUAACGCUUGAGAAUACUAAUACUAUCUUCCAACUCUCUACUUUUAUUGGGGAUGACCGCAUUCUCAUCCAAAACAGAUUUCAGAUCACACCACAUGGCCUACUCAGUGGUCGCCCUAUAACGUGGGAUCAAUCUUUUGUAGAGUUCUCACCAUCUCAGGGAAACGAUAUGAUCGAUCUUCAGUGCAGAAUGGAGAGAAGCCUUCUAGACUCAUAUUGCACGGCCUUAGACAGCCAAGCCAAAGCAAUACUCUCCCGUGCUGCAGCUCGAGCCAGUACAACACAAGGACAAGCUCAAACAACGGAGCACCUCACACAUGAUUUCACCUUACAUGAGUUCCAAGCAAUGCAAAAACUUUCCAAACAGACUCAAGACAUAGCACAGGCACUGUCAACCCACCAGAAGCACUUGGAUUACAGCUUGCAAGGAUACACCAAUGUGGUGAUGUUUGACCUCAGCCUUCCUGAAUAUGUUUCAGAAGAUGAAGUAGAUGAAGAGUCAAGUUGA
Tremella mesenterica DSM 1558 is the source of this 525-nucleotide messenger RNA. RefSeq lists its product as uncharacterized. NCBI's taxonomy places the organism in Eukaryota, Fungi, Basidiomycota, Tremellomycetes, Tremellales, Tremellaceae. The record is from RefSeq and is a predicted model, not a curated record. The transcript has a single exon. The coding region runs from base 1 to 525 and encodes 174 amino acids.